CACAAGGCAGCACUGCAAUUUCAACAGUGCGGGCUGCCUGUCCUUGCACUGCAGCUCUAACUGGCCGACAACUUCUCCGCGUCAGCUGGCAGCGUCCAGGGCAGCGUCCGCGCGUCAGUUCUACAUCGCACGGAGCUUUCUGAGUUUAUCUUUGCGCAGUAUGUGCUUUUUGGGCACGCUGCGAGAUCGCUGACGGCGGCGCAGGCACUUCGCCAACCAAGCGCGCGAGUAGGAAGGAGGGAGGAGGGGUGCGGGAGCAGCACCCGGCACCCGGCACCGUCACCUGCUGGCCGCACCUCGUUCCCAUUGAUGAUGGGGCCAGAAGAGCGCCGACAGCAUGCCCUUCUGCUCUGUGUUUGUGGCGUCUCUGUGGUAGUGAGCUACGCACACUUUGCCAAGGCGUACUGCGCCGGCCUGCCGCACAGUCUGCCCGACAGCUCCGCCCUGCUGCCGCGCUACCCAUGCACCGGCUCCGUGUGGGUGCGUGCGGUGUUCCUGCUGCGGAACGCGCCCGCCACCAUGCUGGAGCAGAUGCAGCUCAAGGACACAUGGGUCAGCAUCACCAUGGCGCUCAUGUGCGGGCGCCUGCCGCUGGUGCUGCUGCUGCCGCCGCGUGUGUAUGACCCGCUGUCAGCCGCCCUCACCUACGGGGCGCGCGCCGUGACGGUGACGUGGCACCUGGCCCGCGGACCCCGCAGCCCGCUGUCGCCGCAUGGCGUGUGGUACUUCGAGCACUUCCACCCGUGGAUCGACCUCUUCAUGUUCCUAACCACACCCGGGGCCCCCUCCGUGCUGGGCGAGGCGCUGUACGGGCUGCUCCACCUGGCGGCCCUGGGGGUGCUGGCGGCGGAGUGGGACACGCGGUACCCCGACCUGCCCAUCGGCACACGCGUGCAGCUGCCCCGCCAGCUAGCCAUACUGCUCACCUGCCUGGCAGUCACACACUGCACCAGCCAGCGCCGGCUGCUGCGGCGCCGCGGCCUCAGCGGGGGCGGCGGCGCGGACCCGCGCCAGCUGCAGCUCGGGCAGGGACAGCGGCGGCCGCGCUGCCAGCGGCUCGCCGCGCUGCUGGGGCUGCAGCUGGGCGGUGUGCGCGCGGGCAGCAGGCCUGGAGCCGCAUCAGGCGCGGGCGGCAGCGCGGACGGGUCCAUCAGCGGCGACCGCGCUGAGCCUGGGCACGUGGGCAAGGCGGCGGCGGAUGCGGUUGACGGGCGUUCGCCAGGGGCGCGUGGCGCGUCCGAGCGGCCCGAGGGCGACCUGAAGGGCCACCGGCAGCAGUGGCGCCCGGAGGACCUGGCACGCAGCGGCGCUCCGUCGGCGGCGCCCGCCACUGCCGCGCUUGAAGUCGUGGCCGCUGAGGCACACGCUCUGCAGGAGCCUGCUGCUGGUGAGGCACCGCCUGCCGCCGCCACCGCCGCCGCCAGGUGGUCAGCCGGCCGGGGUGGUGGCCGGGGUGGCAGCGGCGGCGGCGGCGGCGGCGGCGGCGGCGGCGGCUCGGACAGCUGGUGCUCGUCACUGGACGGCACGCCGCCCGGCCGGGCCGCUCUGACAGAGGAGGAGGAGGAGGAGGAGGAGGAGGAGGAGGAGGAGGAGGAGGAGGAGGAGGAGGAGGAGGAGGAGGAGGAGGAGGAGGAGGAGAAGGAGAAGGAGGAGGAGGAGGCCGUGUUGGUUGGCGGCACUCACGACGGCGCGCCUCACGCUGAGGGGGUCGGGGACAGUACGGAGCAGCAGUCGCACCCGCCUGGGCCGCCUCCCUACACAGGCUGGACGGUGCGGGCGCGGCCCUUCCAUUCGCUGCAGCUGCUGUCGGCCAUGUCGCAGCCGGCGCCGGUGCACGACGUGGGGAGCAGGGACGUGGACUUGUACAGGGAGGGACUGGACACGGGGCCUGCGGCGGCGGGUGGCGGCGGUGGCCGCGCUGGUGCUGAUGCUGCGGCGGGCGACCAGUCUGUCGCCGCCACCUCCGCUGCGGCGGCUGCCUCGCUGUCCGCCGUCCUGCAGCUGCAGCCGCUGGCGCGACGGGCCCCUGACCGCGCACUGCAGCCCUACACGCCCUUCCUCAACACCCGCACCUACUUCGCCAAGCUGCCCGGCUACGACCCCGCCCAGAUCACGCCCGGCUACCAGCAGCGCUUGGCCCUGCUGCUGGCGGCUCUGGACGGCCGCGCGGGCAGCGCCGUGCGCGGCGGCGGCGGCCCCAGCGGCGGGGUCACGGGGGGCAGCCGCGACCGCGCGGGCUCCCGCCGCUUGGCGUCCGUGUCGGUGCGUGCGGGCUGCAUCGAGCUGGUGCUGGAGGAGGAGCAGGCGUGCUGGGGAAGCGGCGUGGAGGAGAGCGACUUCGAGGCAGCCUGCGUCGCCGAUGAGGAGUGCGAUGACGAGGAUGGCCACGGCGGAGCAGAGGGCAGCUGGUCCGCGUCGCCUGUGGAGGUGGCGGCCGCGGGUGGGGGCGGCACCCAGGCGGCGGCUGGUGGCGGCUCCGGGCCCAAGGACGGGGACGACGACGCGGCGGAGGCGGAGGCGGAGGCCCUAUUGGCGGGGCGCACUAGGAGGGAGCAGCAGCAGCACCAGCAGCACCAGCAGCACCAGCAGCACCAGCAGCACCAGCAGCAGCAGCAGCAGCAGCACCAGCAGCAGCAGCUGGUACUCUUCGAAGGGCUGGGGGGCUUGCUGCUAGUGGACAGCGGCCGUCGUGUCGCGGACUGGAGUGCAGCGGCCGCCGGCAGCCGCAACACCAGUGGUGGUCCCAGCAUGGCGCCGGGAGGCGAGCAUGCCACUGACUCACAGGCGCGCGCCGCCCGCGGUCUUGGCCGCCGCCGCCGUGGCGGGCCCACCGGACUCAGCCCGGCGGACAUACAGCACGCGCUGCAGCUGGUGCCCGCGGAGCAGGCAGCGGCGGCAGCACAGCAAAUGGGCGGCAACCAAGUCAGCGGCGGUGGCGGCGGCGGCUACGCGGCUCGUGUCGGUCGCGUGGGGCCGGGCAGGGACACACAGUCCAGUGGCGGCCUCGCGUCGGCGUCGGCGUUGUGGCGCGGCCCUUGCCCGAAGGUCGUGUCUGUGCACCCGCGCGCGCUGGUAAUGCCCAUGCUCGCGGCUGCCGCAGGGGGGAUCGCUUCCCCGCUGCCCGCCGCCGCCACCGAGUCCGUGCCGCCGCCGCCGCCACAGCAGCAGCAGCGGCGGCAGCAGGAGGAGCAGCUUGCGUCCCCGAUGUUGCGCGUCGUGGUGUCUUGGACAGCACCGUCGCAUGCGCCCUUCGACAGCGACGGUGGCGGCGCGGCCGCAGAGGAGGUCGACGAUGUGGCGGCUGGCCUGGUGGCGGCGGCGGCCUCAGCAGCGGUGGCCCCCGGCAGCCCCCUGUCUCAUCUGGAGGUGCUGGUGCGCUGCCGCACCGGGUACCUGCCCGUGGAGGUGCACUGCUGGAAGGAGGAGGGGGCGGCUGCGGAGUGGUGUGUGACGUACUGCGACAUUUCGCUGCUGGCGCUGCCGACCGAGCCUGGCCUGCUGGUGGUGGAUGUGCGCUGGCGCGGCCAGCCCUACGCCGCGCUGCCGCUGGUGCUCAUGACGGACGGCGCCGCGGCGGCGGAGCUGGCGGCUGUUGCAUCCGCCUGGCCCCGCGCUCAGGGCGAGCUGCACGCCUUCAUCCGCGACCUGGGCGCCUUUGAGCUGGAGGCCGCGGCGGCAGCAGCCGGAGCCGGCACAGCAGCUGCGGCGGCAGCGGCCGGCACGGCAGCAGCAGCAGCGGCUGGAGGCGGCGGUGGCGGUGGCGGCAGUCCACCUGUGCUGCUCCAGGACCCAGCAGCAGCGUGCAAGCCGCGGCCGCUGCUAGGCGAGCUGGCCUGCCACCUGGAGGCCUACACACGCACAUGCGGCUGGCAGCGACUGGCCGGAUACAUACGAGCAGCCGCAGCCAGGGCCGCCGCAGCAGCAGCCACGGCAGCCUCUAGUGCGGCUGGGGCUGCUGCUGCGGCGGCUGCUGCUGGCGGUGGCGCUGCGCCUUGCCCCGGAGAGCCCCAGCCGGUGCCGGCGCGGGGCAUGCCUGCAGCCGUGGCGCGCCUGCAGUUGGGCGCAAGGGUCUGCACUGGCGGGGACAGCAGCGCCGCCGGCCGCGACAGCGGUGCAGCGGCGGCACCGCUGUUGGCGCACACACCCUGCUGUGUGGUGGGCGGGGGCCGGGGCCGGCAGGUGGACGGCGCCGGGAGCGUGUCACACGCAGCUUUCGCCACUGGCGGAGGGGAUGUCGGCGGCUUCUUAUGUGGUCCCGCGCUACAACCCCAGCAGGUGCAACAGAUACUGGUGCUAGGGACCGAGGUGACUGGCACAAGCGGCAGCGGCAGCCGUGACAGCGACAGCACACCUGCCGCCGCGAGCCCGACCUGCCAGCCAAGCGGCGGAGAGGAGGCGGACGCGGCUUCUGCCUACACUUGGACGGCGGGUGGCUGCGCAGGUGCAGCAGCGGCGGCGGCAGCGGCUGGAGUGGUGCCUGCCCAGAUUUGUGCAGAGGCUGAGGCUGAGGCCCGGGAGUGGUCGUCGUACCAGCAGCGCUUCAUGCUGACCCUGGGUCUGCCAAUCCGCAUCGUUGAGUGCGCCAUCAUGGCCGCCACCCUGCUGCGCUGCCUGGUCAUCGCCGACACCUCCUGCGGGCCGUCGCUAGCGCUGGACCUGGUCGCCUUCAGCGGCGGCCUGCUGAGCUCGGCGCUGGGGCUGCUGCUGCCGCGGCCCGCCUGGGCGGGUCUGCAGCCGCGACUGCGCCUGCUGCAGUACGGCACCUACGCCGCCGCCAAGCUGGUGAUCGCGGGCGGGGCGGUGGAGGUGCCGCGCGACAACGUGUUCAUGUACACGGCCUCGGUGGCGGCGCUGCUGCAUGAGGGCGUGGUGGUGCCAGGCUCGUGUCUGCUGCCUACGCGCACGGCUCUGGUGCUGCUGCCGGCGCUGCACACCUUGACUGCCGCGCUGCUGAUGGCGGUGCGGCCCGAGUUCGGCUGGCUGCGGGCGGCGCUGGUGGCGGCGCGGAUCGCGCUGCUGGGCCUGUUGGUGAACGCGGCCUGCCACGCCUACAUGCGAAACAGUUUCAAGCGCCAGUGGCGGCAGCAGCAGCACGGCGGGCAGCAGCAGCGGCAGCAGCAGCAAGAGCAGCAGCAGCAGCAGGUGGUGAUGGGCAGUGGAGGUCGGUGGCUGGGGCUGAGAGGCAGUCCCGGCGCCAGUGGCGGCGUCCCGGACCAACGUGCCGGCAUGAGGGGUGUGGCGGUGAGCGAGGCCUUUCGCAAGGAGAAAGAUGCAUGAAGUCGGCAAACAUGCGCAAGCUCCCAGCUUUAUGCUGUACUGACAUCCAUGCGCGCAAGUGAAACGUUUCAUUUGGUCCCAGCGUACGGACGGCAUUACUCGCAUUGUUUGGAGAUUAGGGGUACAUGCCAUGCACAUGCUAUACAGUUUUCAAGAGGUUGGAAGUUACUGCAUUUGGUCAUCAACGCAUACAGUUGCAUGACAGAAGUGCAGUGCAUGUCAGCAACCUGCAUAGGGUACAUAUGACUGCGGCUUUGCAGAAGGUGGGAACAAAUGCACAAGUAACGGGUUCAGGUGUGAGCGUGAGUCCGAUGCGGCAGUUGGACCUUACAAGUACUAUGCAAAACGCUGAGGAAGUGGGGGGAUCACCCAUUGCGCACGGCCCCGUUGGUACCUGGGUGCGAUUGGUGCGCAAUAGUCAAGGUAUCGUCGCCCAACCCAGAAAUGCAGUGCGAGCUGUACGCAUAACCUUCCGUCUCGAGUGGGGGAUGCAGCAUAGUGUGUGUGGCCCUCUGCGGCCAGUCGCGGGCCGGGCCGACCAUCCGCGAAGGGUGUUGACGCAGGGAACACACAGGCAGACAAUGCAGGUGCAGGUGGGCUGCAGCCUGCAGGUCGUGGCUGCAGGUGGAGCGAGUCACUGCAGCGCCGCUGGGAUCGGCAGGCCGAGUGGCAUUGCCGUUGGGGACAGUUCGGGAGGAGGCAGCAGGAUUGAGGGCGGCGCGAGGGGACCCACUGCUGGCGUUGAGGGUGUUGGGUAUCAGGCGGCGAUGUGCACAUGUGGUGCCGAGUAUGUGAGCAUAGCUAUGGGCUUCACUAGAA
Chlamydomonas reinhardtii is the source of this 6096-nucleotide messenger RNA. RefSeq lists its product as uncharacterized. Lineage: Eukaryota; Viridiplantae; Chlorophyta; Chlorophyceae; Chlamydomonadales; Chlamydomonadaceae. Gene Ontology annotation, molecular function: RNA binding. The record is from RefSeq and is a predicted model, not a curated record. Gene Ontology annotation, cellular component: mRNA cleavage and polyadenylation specificity factor complex. The transcript has 10 exons. The coding region runs from base 313 to 5277 and encodes 1654 amino acids.